GGCUCCCGAAGCUUAUGUAAGACAAAGACCGCCUCCAAAAACGGAGUGACGUGAGACCCACGCUUCUAGAGCGACCACCACCACCACGGCGAAAUGUCGACCAUUGUAGAACGUCCUCCUUCUCUCCCUGUACUACCUGCACCAGCGGUUAUACCACAACGGCGACCCAGAGAGCUUGACAUCGAGAUCAUCGAUGUUGACUUGUGGGAGGAUGCACCUUCGAGACCUGCCCAGCGCCGACGAACGUCUCCUGACUUCAUCUCCUUACUUGAUGACAGCGACGUAGAGGAAAUAGAGGGGCCAGUGGCAUCCGGAAGCAGUCAUACGCGUCGGGCUGCUACACGGCGGCUGUUCUCACCACCUCCACCAGAUCCUCAAGCUGAGGUCGUUCCAUCUGUUCCACCUAUUCCCGCUCGCUUUUCCAUGUUUCCGAUGCGUCGCGAGCCUCCUCCGCAUCCAAUAGCCACUCCGAUAUUAGCCAGGCCCAACCCAUUUGAUUUCGAAGUCAAUAUUCGUGGACCAUCGACCCCAGCAACCGCCUCGUCUGGGGACCUUCCCUUGGAUGCAGGUCGCCCACGUCGUCUGCCCCGAAUCACUCUUGGUGGUGCUACAAUGUCCACAGGACAUGCCCAGCGUGCUCAGGAGCAGCGGGACCGUGAACGACGUCUGCAGGCACAUGUUCAGAAUGGGAUACGGCUCAGGUGGGAUCCGCGAAGAAUACAUAUAGGGAACGGGGUCAAUUCUCUCGCGUUGGACCAUGAUGCACACGACGACAAUACUAUGCGUCACCUGAACUUCCUCCUCUUCCCCCCAGAGCUGCACGAUGAAUAUGCGAUGGGAGACGUAUAUUUCAGAACUCGUCGGAACUUGAUGGCUAACUCGCAACCGCACGAGGUGGAUUACAAACCUCAAUAUACACAUCCUGGUCUGCCGGAACCUGGUUUUACCUUUGAUUUCGCUCCAUCAACAUCCGAAUCCUCUCCAUUCAUCACAUCCGUGUCUAACCCGAUCAUCAUUGACGACGAUGAGCUCGUUGCCAGCAGUUCUUCAGGUUCAGUCACAGCAGCAGCUACUUCGACUUCAUCUUCGGGCCUUGACCUGAAAGCAACUCUUGUCUGCGCCAACUGCAAUGAGCCUCUGUAUCAAAGCGGCAGCGGAAUUGCGGAGGAUCAAAGGAGGCGAAGAAUAUGGUCACUCAGAUGUGGGCACCUGAUUGAUGGCAAAUGCGCCGACCGGCUUUCGGUGCCUCAAGCUCCGCCUCAGGAUGUCCCUGCUGAAUCAAACAAUGGGAAGGAAAAAGCGACAGCAAGUGUAGAGACAGUUGGCACUACGGAGGAGACAAACUCUAUCAGAUCAAGGUUGCGGUCCAGUCACAAGGCGAAUGCUGGGCUCCUACAACGAAUCAUACCUUCGAUACUCAAGCGGAAGGGCAAAGCCAAGUCGCAGGUCGAGGCAGAACACCAGUGGACUUGCCCGGUAAACGGAUGUGGGCGAGUACAUACAAGUGUCAAGACAGAUGGCAUUUGGGGUCCUGACAAGGUCAAAGGUGAAGGUAUCAUUGGCGUAUUUGUGUAGAGCGGCUCUUGGCGCAUUGAGACUGCUGGCCGUAAUAAAAGUCGGAUUUUAUUAGUUCACUGAACUACUUGGUUGCAAUCGAAUUCUGGAACGGCACUCUCAAUGACGGUACUUCCGGCCGUCUGAGUCGGACCUCUGAUAGAGAUACCGAACUAUAUGUAGUGUGGACAGGCCUCCGAUUUGCUCCCACUGCGUCAAUCCUCGUAAGUUCUAGCCCUU
Desarmillaria tabescens is the source of this 1794-nucleotide messenger RNA. RefSeq lists its product as uncharacterized. The record is from RefSeq and is a predicted model, not a curated record. The transcript has 2 exons. Lineage: Eukaryota; Fungi; Basidiomycota; Agaricomycetes; Agaricales; Physalacriaceae. Bases 94 to 1575 code for a protein of 493 amino acids.